AUGGCUUCCGGUGCUAUCGUCGGCGGCAAGCCCAAGGAUGAGAUCGAGACCCAUCUGGCAGGGGUAGACGCGGAUGGGAGUAGUCUGGAACGCAAUCAGGAGAAGGAGGAGGUGAACACGGCCGAGAUCAAAGAAGUCACAGCCGUCGAGGCCUUUCAAUGGAACGUGGAUGGCGACCAAUCGCCUUUCCCCGAAGUGGCGGCGUGUGUCCCCAACACCGACGAUCCUAGCAUCCCGUGCAACACGGUGCGCGCCUGGGUGUUAACCACCGUCUUUGUGAUGGUCUUUGCAGCUGUCAACCAGUUCUUCAGUCUGCGUUACCCCUCGCUCACUCUGCAAUAUGUCGUCGCCCAAUUGUUGGUGUUUCCUGUCGGUAGAGCAUGGGAGAAGUUGCCCAGGUGGAGAGUGCCCCUGGGUCGACUCUCCUUCGACCUCAACCCGGGGAAGUUCAGCAUCAAGGAGCAUGCUUUGAUCACGAUUUGUGUCAACAUCAGCGCUAGCACGGCGUAUGCGUCCAGCUCCCUCGUGGCCAUCACGAUGCCCCAGUACUGGAAUCAGGACUUUGGCGCCGGAUUUGCCUUCAUCUACCUGUUGACCUCGCAGAUGUUGGGUUUUGGUCUCGCGGGAUUGACACGUCGCUGGCUCGUCUAUCCGGCUGCCCUCAUCUGGCCAUCCUCGCUUUCGUCGACGGUGCUGUUCCGAGCCCUCCAUGAACCGGAAAGUCGCGCCACAGUCCACGGCUGGACCAUGAGUCGCUAUCGCUUCUUUGCGUAUUUCACCGUGAUCGGCUUUGUGAUCUACUGGUUCCCCGACUACCUCUGGACCAGUCUGAGCACCUUCGCCUUUGUCACCUGGAUUGCCCCUAAGAACCAGAAGGUGAACACCAUUUUUGGGAUGAAUUCCGGACUGGGCUUGCUUCCGCUCAGUCUCGACUGGACUCAGAUCAACUACGCCGGCUAUCCUCUGAUGACGCCGUUUUAUAUCACUUGCAAUGCCUUUGCGGUCGUGGUGUUUUUUUAUCUCUUCCUUUCGCCCAUUCUGUACUACACCAAUGUCUGGAAUAGCGCUUACCUGCCCUUGCUCUCCUCCUCCACCUUCGACAACACGGGAUCGUCCUAUAAUGUGUCUCGGGUUGUCGAUGAGAACCUCGACUUCGUGGUCAGCAAGUACGAAGCGUACUCACCCAUGUACAUCUCAAUGUCCUAUUCGCUCACCUACGGGCUCUCGUUUGCCGCCGUGACUGCGGUGGUCGUGCACACCUAUCUGUACCAUGGCUCCGAGAUCUGGGCCAAGUUCAAGAACUCGCGCCACGGUGGCGAGGAUAUCCAUCGCCGCCUGAUGCAUGCGUAUCAAGAGGUGCCCAAUUGGUGGUAUGGGGUGUUGUUUAUUGUGACCGCCGGCCUGGGCAUCUUCACUGUAAGAUACUGGGAGACUGGUCUCCCCGUGUGGGGCUUCAUCGUCGUGUGCUGCGGCAUGUGCGUCUUCUUGAUCGUGCCCGAGGGGAUCCUGGAAGGAACCACCAACCAGCGCGUCUUCCUCAACAUCAUCACCGAGCUGAUUGCGGGGUACGCCUGGCCUGGGAAGCCGAUCGCGAACAUGAUGGUCAAGUGUUACGGAUAUAAUUCGGUCAAGCAUGGGAUGGACUUUGCGCAGGACCUGAAGUUGGGACAGUAUAUGAAAAUCCCGCCGCGGGUGCUCUUCUUCGCCCAGAUCUACUCCAGCAUCCUGGCCACCAUGACCCAGACCGGCGUCUUCCGAUGGAUGAUGGGCCACAUCGAUGGACUGUGUGAUACGGACAACACGCAGAAGUUCACCUGUGCCUCAGCCAAGGUCAUGUACAACGCCUCACUGAUCUGGGGGACGAUUGGCCCGCAACGGAUGUUCCAAGCCGGACAGGUGUACAACUCCCUGGUGUACUUCUUCCUCAUCGGGCCGGUCGUGACUGUGGCCGUCUGGCUCCUCUACCGCCGCUACCCGCACAGCUGGGUCAAGUACAUCAACGUGCCCAUCUUCUUCAACGGCGCCGGAAAUAUCCCGCCGGCCAACACCACGCAAUACUCUCUGUGGUUCAUCUUCGGAUACCUGUUCAACCACCUCAUCCGCCAGCGGGCCUUCCUGUGGUGGAAGAAGUACAACUAUCUCCUGCAGGCGGCACUCGACACGGGCACGGCCCUGGCGACGGUUAUCAUCUUCUUCGCGCUGACGUACAACAAGAUCACGCUGAACUGGUGGGGAAACACGGUGGGAUCCGACACCGAUGAUACCAAUUCAGUGCCGUGGUUGACGGUCCCGACGGGGGGGCACUUCGGCAAGGGCCCGGGUGAGUUUUAG
Molecule: messenger RNA, 2331 nt
Organism: Aspergillus saccharolyticus JOP 1030-1
Lineage: Eukaryota; Fungi; Ascomycota; Eurotiomycetes; Eurotiales; Aspergillaceae
Product: OPT superfamily oligopeptide transporter
Exons: 13
Coding region: 1-2331 (776 amino acids)
Biological process (GO): transmembrane transport
Molecular function (GO): oligopeptide transmembrane transporter activity
Source: RefSeq, a predicted model, not a curated record